GACCUAAACUAGAUCUUUCUUAAAAAAAAAAUAAAUAAUUUUUUAGAAUGGAGAUAGGCCUACCAAUCUAGUAAUACUGUUUGUAUAGAUCUAAUAUUAUUGAUUCUAAAUAAGCAUCAGCUAGGAGUCAUUUCCACACAAGUGUCACAAGUGACAAGGGCGGUAAAAAAAAAAUGAGUGUUGAAUAUUUUCCUGGAUUGGAAGAAGAGGCCAACAAGACAGGAGAAAUAUUGAUAGAUGGCGCCUCCAUCAUUAGCUUCCCUAUAUUUAAAGAAGAUUCUAAAUUUAGUAUGGGUGAUAUCAGCAAAAUGUCAGUUAUGGAUUACGGGGACGAGUGUUUCCUACUGAAUAGUGUUCUUACACUCCAAGAAUGCAAACAAUUUAUUGAUGAUGGUGAAGCCCUGGGAUUCAAUGACAUUCUUUAUUCUCAUAAAGAUUACAGAAGCUGCCAAAGACUCUCAUUCCAGAGCACAGAACUAGCCACUCAUCUCUGGCAGCGUAUUCAGGGUCACCUAAAGUCUGUAGUUAUUGACCAGGAUCCACAUAAUCUUCAUAUUGAAGGAGCUCCAUUGUUAAUGCAAGGAACUUGGGUUCCCAAAGGUUUAAAUAAUAUUUUCAGACUAGCUCGUUAUAAACCAGGUGGUCAUUUUGCUCCACAUAACGAUGGCUACUUUGUCCAGUCAGCCAGUGUAAGGUCACUCCAGACUUUCAUGGUCUAUCUCAAUAGUAAUUUUAGCGGAGGGAGUACUAAUUUCAUUGACCCAUCACAGAAGUUAUAUAAGGGUUCUGAUGGAAAAUAUUGUGCUGAAGAGAAAAAUAUUUUAUGUCGAAUUCAACCAGAAGAAGGUCAAGCAAUCAUUUUUAAUCACAAUCGUUUGCAUGAAGGAGAAAAACUAAAUGAAGGCCAAAAAUAUAUUUUGCGUACAGACAUAAUGUAUGAGAAUGUCACUCCUCCACACUUAUCCACCAAUCAAAAUGAAGCUGUGUUGCUGCUACAGGAAGCUGAUAGACUCGAGGCUGCUGGUCAAUGUAUGGAGGCCAUGGAACUCUUUAGAAAAGCUUACAAGCUUUGUCCAGAGCUGGAACAGUAUUCAACAUCUUGACAUUGAGCAGGAGUUGAACAAGAAUGCUGGGAAUCAGUUCAGGGGAAACAACUUUCCUUCUUCUGCAUUUCUAAAAUGGAAACAACUAAUAAUGUCACAGCAGUACAAUCAUUUUUUUUUAGUUCUUGUAAGAGUGUAAGGAAACUUGUGUUUGCACACUUACAUCAUUAUAUUCCAUUAUAUUUCAACUUGAUUCAAAAUGUUUGAAUUUAUCAAAUAGAGACCUGAGAUUGUGCCUAAUGAAAACAAUGACACAUAACUAAGGUUGUGUUGUCUCAUAUCUCUAUUAUGAUAAAAUCAACAAUAUUUUGACACCUAAAUAUGUUUACAAUGACGUUUCCAGAUUUAUCAACUACUUGGUUAGUUAGUAAGAGUUACAUUUUUUAAAGUAAAUCCCUAGAGUACCACUUAGUAAUGGAGGCAAGUGCUUGAAAAAUCACCUUAUCCCUUAAGUCUGUUAAACUUUUGGGGCUUCACAAAAGAUCUUUUGACCAUCUUUCUCCAUUCCUAUGUCUUUUACCUUGGGUAGAAUUUCAUUCAAUGACAGGCUUGUCCAUUCUUUUACGUUGUCUUCACAUUGCUUUCUCUGUCUACCUCUUUAUCUUUUUCCUGGUACUGUUCCCUGAAGGAAGGUCUUUUGCUAACCCUGAGGACCUUGUGAAGUAUCCAUAGAGUUUAAGUUUGCAUUUUUUUUUACAGUGGUUAGCAAGUCAUCAUGGGAUCCAAUGGCUGUAUUCUGUUUCAUAGCUCUUCAUUUGGGAACAGGUUGAAAGAUCCCCCCCCCCCCCCCAAAAAAAAAAUAUAUUUUCUAAUACAAUUCUAAUGUAAAUGUAAUGUGCUGCCACAUAACAAAACAAUAUUUAGUGAUUUUUCUUUUUAACACUUGACUGUGAAAUGAUUGAAAUGAUGGUCAUUGAUGUAUUGUUGACUGUCAUUGAUGUAUUGUAGAUUGUCAUUGCAGACAGGAAAUGUACAACAAAAUGUUAUUGAUCAGUUGAAAUGUCUUCUGCGUGUUUACAUCUGUGUUAUUUUGUUGAAUAUGUUUCUUCAACCAGUUAUGACAAAGCUUAGGAAUGGUCCAUAACACCAUGAUUAAAUAGCAUGCAACAUUUAUACAUUCCAUGAAUAUCUAUCUGUUUUAAAAAUGUGAUACAACUAUAAUUUGUUUUACAAAUUGUACAAAUAUUUGUUCAAUCUUUACAACUUUUGUAAAUAAAUGUAUUUUGUCCAUAUAACAAAUUUAAAAAAAAGUUUCAUUAUUAGAAAUAAACCCACAUCUCUUUUUAUGUUCUAAUAAGU
Molecule: messenger RNA, 2402 nt
Organism: Biomphalaria glabrata
Lineage: Eukaryota; Metazoa; Mollusca; Gastropoda; Planorbidae
Exons: 7
Coding region: 174-1103 (309 amino acids)
Biological process (GO): peptidyl-proline hydroxylation to 4-hydroxy-L-proline
Cellular component (GO): endoplasmic reticulum
Molecular function (GO): L-ascorbic acid binding; iron ion binding; procollagen-proline 4-dioxygenase activity
Source: RefSeq, a predicted model, not a curated record